Perkinsus marinus ATCC 50983 is the source of this 471-nucleotide messenger RNA. RefSeq lists its product as hypothetical. The record is from RefSeq and is a predicted model, not a curated record. Lineage: Eukaryota; Perkinsozoa; Perkinsida; Perkinsidae. Bases 1 to 471 code for a protein of 156 amino acids. The transcript has 3 exons.
AUGUCUGAGGAGCUCAAAGCUUACCUGGAACGACACUUUGUACGACAAGCCGAAGUGACUCGCUCUUUGAAGGACUAUCUCCGUGACUGGGACAUUCAUCGCCUGCGUCUUCUCGAUAACCUCGACGCCCCUCGGCGCUGUCGCCAACCCGUGGGUGAUCCAAUUACCUCCGGGGAUAUUGUCCGAGUAUACCGUCCGGCUACGAAGCGGGCUAUGUCCUGGUCUUCUCGGUUGUACAAGGUCAUGGAAAUACGUGCCCAAAUUGCUCGAGUGCGUCCUGAGUGUGCCCAACUCGGCGAAUCAGAUGAGGUGCAGUAUGUCUUCAACCUCGCGAAGGUCACUGAUAUCGAUGGCGACGCCGUGGAUGACCGCUUUGUUGAUCCUCAGCCUGCGCACAGCGCGCAUCGAGCUGCUCGCAGAGCUGCUCGCAGAGCUGCUAAGCGGGAUGCUAUGGGGGGCGGAGAAUGCUGA